AUGUCUAAAGUAUACCCAGACUCGCCGGACGUCACACCAUACUCGGCCCAAGAUGAAGCCGAGGUACUCGACCUGCUUUCGCGCGCCAAACAGGUGGCACCCUCGCCGUCGCGCACCCCGGUCCUGACCUCGCCGUCACCAUUGUCAUCACUUCCUGGCUCACCGUCGACAGAGCUGGAGCGUGCUGCAGCUAGACGGAGGAUUCUCGAGCUGGAGCUUCAAGUCAAGGAGCAAGCUGAGGCGCUCGAGCUCCAGGCCGCGGCCCUGCAAAAGCAGAACGCGUUCCUCUCGCAGAUCGAGGCCGACCGACGCCGAACGACCGCUGUGCGCGGGUCUCGCGGCUCGCGGUCGCCGGGCGCCAAGGCUGCCGCCAAAUCGGAUGCUGUCAAAUCGGAGGUCAUCGAGGAACAGGCCCGUUUGAUUGAGGAGCUUCGGGCACAGUUGGAGUCUGCAGCCGAGGAGGCCGAGCUCAACACUUCGCUCGCACACGAGGAGUCGCUCCUGCUCGAGGCCAAGUACGAGGCCACGACCCGACAGCAGCAGGCGGUCAUUGAGGAGCUCGAAGCAACUGCAGAGACACAGGCCGCGCUUAUCGCGUCGCUCGAGGCAACUGUGGAGAUCUUGCAUGAGGAGCUUGAUCGAAAGACCAAGGAGGUCGACGAGCUUCGUAGUUCGUCCGCGCUCACCGACGGACCGUCUGUCCCUGCGCUUGCUCCUGCGCCGGCUGCUGCUGCCCCCCCCGCAUCUGCCCCCAUCAUGACCAAGGCACCAACUCCGUCUUCGCCCUCUCUCGGUCCCGGUGCCUUUGUGGCGCAACGGGCCAUCUAUCGAGCCCACGCAUCGCCGUCGCACCCGUCGCACGCGUCCCCAUCGCCGCGCCGCAUGGCUCCCACUUCUCCGCAUGGAGUCCACCCUGCAGUCUUUGCCUCGCCGUACUCUUCGCCACUCGUCCGCCAGAUUGGUUCACCGAUCUUUGCUCAGCGCCGCUCUACCGUGGCCACCCGCCCGGGCGCCGGCCGUCCCAUUCCGCGAGUCGAGUUCCAGGCUCGGAUGCACAAGGCCUCUGCGCAAAUCUUUGGACUCACUCAGAUGCAGCACCAGCGCCGUGCCUACCCGUCCAUGGUUCCGAUGCCGGUCGCGAUGGGCAUGUCCCCGUCCCGUGCGGCGCGGCCGCGAUACCCGAGCCCCUACGCUCGAUCCCCCCAUCAAUCCGGAAUGAUAGGCAAGUCUUGAACACACUCUCGUGCUGGA
Messenger RNA from Thecamonas trahens ATCC 50062, 1251 nucleotides. RefSeq lists its product as uncharacterized. Bases 1 to 1233 code for a protein of 410 amino acids. Lineage: Eukaryota; Apusomonadida; Apusomonadidae. The transcript has a single exon. The record is from RefSeq and is a predicted model, not a curated record.